CAGAAAUUGAAAAGGUGCAGAAAAGAAGCUCCAGCAGCUGAAGAAAGAGCUGGGGAGCCACUGGCCUGCAGCUUGAGCCACUGGCCUGCAGCUUGAGCCUUGCUAGGGCCUUGUCUUGAGUUUGUUACUUUCAAUGCUGCACGCUUGCGCAUCUCAGUAGCAUUCUCUCUGGGUUGUCCUCAUAGUAUUUUGGUCCUCGUGUACCUAUAGUUCUGGCGAGUGCUUCCUUUCAACAUGGCUACCAGCAUAAUCUCAGUACAGGCGUCUUUACUUGGUACACAGGGGUCUCUUAUACCUUUGCGUAGUACCACCACUGCCUGUGCAAGGUUUCCGGUUGGCUCAUUGUCGGCAGUGUUGUUAGAGCUUGCAAAUGGUAGCGCGCACCGGUGGGACAAAUCUGGGCAGGCCGCCAGUGGGUGCUCCCGGCAGCAAACAUGGAGGCCCCACCGCAAAAUGCAGUCGCGACGGUGGGUUGGGGCACGGGCAGAGGCAGACACCGAGAGUGCGCCUGAAACCACAACCGAGAGGGGAGCAGAGGAGAAUCAAGGGGCCGACAAGGCGAAAGGUGUGGCGCUGGAUAAAGAGGUGUCCAAGGUGGUGCGCAAGACGGCGGCCACGUUCGCCCCGCGCGCAUCAACCAAGAGCAAGAACCCCGCCACACAAGGCACCGUGCUCUACACCGUCUUUGAGGUGCAGGCAUGGCUGUCCAUUGUGGCCGGUUUCUUGCUGUCGUAUAACCUCAUCUUCCCCUCCGACCGCCCCGACAUUGCGCGCCUGCUAGGGAUGUGGUCCGUCUGGAUGCUUGCGGUGCCGUCGUUGCGAGCGCGGGACUGCUCUGCGCCUGAGAAGGAGGCCCUCAACUAUUUGUUCGUGCUCAUCCCGGUGAUCAACGUGCUCAUCCCCGUGUUUUGGAAGUCGUUUGCGGGCGUCUUCACGGCCGACUGCAUAGCCAUGGUCGCAAUGUACGCCUGGAAGAUGGAGUGGUUCGGCAAAGACGAAGCUGAAGGUACGUAAUGCAACAAGAAGAUCAAAAGUAGAUUCAAGACGUGGGGAAGCCUGCCCUCAAAGCUAAGUCGGAACAGUCUCGAGUUGUUGCCUCAACUGUCGUACGUUGAUAGUGGCAUGCAUUGCAGAACGUUCUGAAGUAGCUGUUGAAUCUUAGCACUUCGUGUUGCUUGGCCGAUUGACUAAUGGCUGAAGUCUUGACACCGUCCAUUAGUGCGUGACAGCGCCACCCGAGUCUUUCAAACAACCCUUUACUGAAUAAGAAAAGUGUGUACAUUUCCGGCAAGCCGCGGCAAGGUGCGCGGCUGCAUGUAAGGACAGGCUGUCGGUAGUCACCAGCUUGUGCUGGCGGCAGUGACUACUCCUUCGCACGCAA
Klebsormidium nitens is the source of this 1381-nucleotide messenger RNA. Lineage: Eukaryota; Viridiplantae; Streptophyta; Klebsormidiophyceae; Klebsormidiales; Klebsormidiaceae. The record is from the annotation of a GenBank genome assembly.